Trametes versicolor FP-101664 SS1 is the source of this 669-nucleotide messenger RNA. RefSeq lists its product as uncharacterized. Lineage: Eukaryota; Fungi; Basidiomycota; Agaricomycetes; Polyporales; Polyporaceae. The transcript has 5 exons. The record is from RefSeq and is a predicted model, not a curated record. Bases 1 to 669 code for a protein of 222 amino acids.
AUGCCCCCGCUGCGCCCUCCUAGUCCCCCCCCCCUGUGCGCACUGCACGCGCACUGCCAUCAGGAGCUGCUACCCCCGGAGGGUUUGGGGGUAGGCCCCAAGGGAGCGCUGAACAUCAAUGAAGUGGCGAUAGCCGUCGAGGAGCACAAUGAGUGGUUCGACAUUGUCAAGGGUGCCUUGCAGAUCGCCCUGGAGCGGCUUGCAUUGGCAGAGCAGCGCCUCAAGCAGCUCGGUGCAGGUGUUGCCAUUGGGGGUGACAAUGAGGGCCUCGUGGUCGCUGCUCCGCCACCGAAGCAGACUGUCACACAGAAGAAUGCCCUGCAGGGCGCCGUGCGGCUGUGUCUCAAGGUCUUCAUGGAGAUCAUGGACUCCGAGGCAUUGCCACAGCCACUGGAAAACGGCCAUUACUGGGAGGCGAUGACUAUGUCUUGGGGCAAGAACAAGACGGCCUGGCUCCUGGAUGACAUCCACCGGAUCAAGCGAAGUGGCUAUGAGUACAGUAACCACGACUUUGGGAUCACAACUCACGAUCAAAUGAAGAAGGCCAUGGAGAGCGUGUGGAAGACACUUAUCAAGAAGUGGACUGCGCAGAAUCCAACACUGAAGAAGCAGGCAGAGAGGGUUGAGUUGAACCAGAAGAAUCAACACAAGGUUAUGGCUUACCUGUGA